CGCCCUGCUUCCCGCACCGGCUCGGUCCGCAACUCGGUCAUCAACGGCCACAACCGCGAGAGCUCUAUCGGCCAGGCCGCCCCGGGCGAGAUCAUCACCCAGGAGCGCCAGCAGCACCUGCAGCAGUCCCCCAACAUGGGCAGCCAGCGCGGUGUCGGUCUUCAGGACCAGGGCGCGAUCCCCCGGGACCGGUCCACCACGUUCGACGAGGCGUCGUCCCACCGCCCCCGCUCGGCGUUCGGCCACCGCCCCGAGCCGGUCCUCAACAGCGUCACCGAGGACCAGCGUGAGUCCCAGUACGGCAACGGCCGCGACUCGCGUGCUGGUGUGCUCAACCGCAACGGUACGGUCCUCAGCCGCGCUGGCACCAACGGCCGCAACGGCGCUCUCAGCCGGGGCGCUAACGGCGGGACUGUCGGCAGCAGGCGUGGUGCGUUCGGCCGCGGUGCCGGUACCACCAUCGGUACCCAGCCCGAGGAGGUUUUGGGUCGCGAUGACAUUCACACCCGCGCCGAGCUCUCUGAGCGUAUCCUCGACGAAUCCACUCUCCGCCGUCUCGCGACGAUGGAGAAGAAGGACGCCAAGCGGCUCACCAAGGUCAUCAAGGCGGAAGGCAAGGCCGAGGCCAAGUCUGUCCUUGGCUCCAUCAAGGAGCUCGAGCGCCUCGUCAAGCUCCAGAAGGAGGGCGCGCGCGCCGAGCGCAAGUCCCAGGCCCGUCUUGGCAAGUGGACGGUCAAGGAGCACAAGGCCCGCCUCAGGUUCCUCAAGGAGAAGGAGAGGUAUGAGCGCAUUGAAGGCGAGCUCCGGAACGCCGAGAAUGACUAUGAGGAGAGGAGGGACCAUGCUGCUGGUUUGACGGGGCAGGUGGCGGAGAAGACGCAGGAUCUGGAUGAUCUCCGUGGGCAAAAGGCCGCUGAUGAUCGUGAGCGUGAGGUCAAGCUUUUGGCGCUCAGGAACCCGGCCCACAGCUAG
Messenger RNA from Dioszegia hungarica, 972 nucleotides. RefSeq lists its product as uncharacterized. Lineage: Eukaryota; Fungi; Basidiomycota; Tremellomycetes; Tremellales; Bulleribasidiaceae. The annotation marks the transcript as partial. The transcript is spliced from 3 exons. The record is from RefSeq and is a predicted model, not a curated record.